Molecule: messenger RNA, 1198 nt
Organism: Phyllostomus hastatus (greater spear-nosed bat)
Lineage: Eukaryota; Metazoa; Chordata; Mammalia; Chiroptera; Phyllostomidae
Gene: GATD1
Product: glutamine amidotransferase class 1 domain containing 1
Exons: 8
Coding region: 16-732 (238 amino acids)
Source: RefSeq, a predicted model, not a curated record
CCCCCGCGCGCGCACAUGCACACACUCACAGACGCGCACGCGCAGUUAGCGCGGACUGCAGUGGAGCCCAUGGCGUCCGAGCGUCUCCCAAGCAGGCCUGCCUGCCUCCUCGUGGCCAGCGGCGCCGCGGAGGGGGUCUCAGCCCAGUCCUUCCAUCACUGCUUCACGCUGGCCAGCGCUGCCUUCAACCUGCAGGUGGCCACCCCCGGGGGGAAGACCAUGGACUUUGUGGACGUGAACGAGAGCAAUGCGCGCUGGGUGCAGGACUUCCGCCUCAAGGCCUACGCCAGCCCUGCCAAGCUCGAGUCCAUCGACGGUGCCCGGUACCACGCCCUCCUGAUCCCCAGCUGUCCGGGGGCCCUGGCCGACCUGGCCAGCAGCGGGUCCCUGGCCCGCAUCCUGCAGCACUUCCGCUCUGAGAGCAAGCCCAUCUGCGCCAUUGGCCAUGGAGUCGCCGCCCUGUGCUGUGCCACCAACGAGGACAGGUCCUGGGUGUUCCAAGGCUACAGCGUGACGGGGCCCUCCGUGUACGAGCUCGUCAGGGCCCCCGGCUUCGCCCGCCUGCCCCUCGUCGUGGAGGACUUCGUGAAGGACGCGGGCGCCAGCUUCAGUGCCAGCGAGCCGGACGCAGUGCACGUGGUGCUGGACCGCCACCUCGUCACCGGCCAGAACACGCACUCCACCGUCCCUGCCGUGCAGAACCUGCUGUUUCUCUGUGGCAGCCGGAAGUGACGCACAGGUGCCCGCCGAGCCCCCUGCCCGCCUGUGGAUGCCACCCCCUCCAGGCGGCCCCGGAGUCCCCAGAGGCAGCUGGGUGCCUCGGGCCUGCAGGGACCCUGCCUCCACGCCAGCCCCAGUGACUCUGUACUCCAGGCAGGCCUGUCGGGGCUGCGGAGGCCUCCAGGAGUCAGCCCGGAGGGGGGUCAGUCUGGCCGCCAGCUGGGGUCCGGACUCCAUGUGGUCGGUGUCCUGGGGUGGGGGCACUGGGUGUGUCUCCCUCUGCCCGUCCCCGCACACCUAGGUGGGGCAGGGACACCAGCAGCUGUUCCCAGGUGGUGGGGGCCCUGCCCUGGCUGGCGGCUGCCCCCAGCCCUUUGUGUGCUGGCUGGCUGUGUGGGGACGGGCCAGCUGGCGGGAACUGGCUCAGCACUUUGGACUUGGGUCAAGGGGAAGGGAAAUGAAUCUUCUUAUGGUCACA